AUUGAGGCCAUCUUGAAAUUUCGGAAAGGGCACCGGCACCUAAAACAACUUCACAAACAUGUUUUCCAGACUUGCAAGACCAGCUCUCUCAAAAUGCAUGUCACAGAGGACAUUCAUGACAUCAUCAAAGGACCAUGCCAAAGUUGCAGUGUUGGGAGCCAGUGGAGGAAUCGGACAACCUCUCUCUCUCCUGCUCAAAACAUCACCAGCAAUUACUCAGCUGUCUCUUUAUGAUAUUGCACACACACCUGGAGUAGCUGCAGACCUCAGUCACAUUGAAACACCAGCAAAAGUUUCGGGUCACAUGGGACCAGACGAGCUUGAUGCCUGUUUAGAAGGAGCUAAUGUUGUGCUCAUACCUGCCGGUGUACCAAGAAAGCCAGGAAUGACAAGAGAUGAUCUGUUUAAUACCAAUGCUAGUAUUGUACUCAAUCUAGCAAAAGCAUGUGCUAGAGUGUGUCCUGGGGCCAUGCUUGGUAUCAUCACAAAUCCAGUAAACUCCACAGUUCCAAUUGCUGCAGAAGUAUAUAAAAGGAUGAAUGUUGAUGGCUGGGAAAAACGUCUUUUUGGUGUAACAACUUUAGAUGCUGUGAGAGCUAACACAUUCAUUGCUGAGGCCAAGGGAACUGAUGUAGCAAAGAUGAGUGUGCCAGUAAUUGGUGGCCACAGUGGUGUAACUAUUAUACCAGUCAUAUCACAGGCUACCCCUCCAGUGUCCUUCCCUAUGGAACAACGCAAGGCAUUAACUGUGAGGAUACAGAAUGCUGGUACUGAAGUUGUAGAGGCCAAGGCUGGAGCUGGAUCAGCCACUCUGUCUAUGGCUUUUGCUGCAGCCAGGUUUGCAGAAAAGCUUCUUGAAGCUUUGGCUGGUGGUAAAGGACAAGUUGAGUGUGCUUUUGUAAAAUCCAACGAGACAGAUGCCAGCUACUUUGCUACUCCUAUCCUUCUCGGGGAAAAUGGCGUUGACACCAACUUGGGAGUUGGUAAGAUGAUUGAAUAUGAAAUUGAACUAGCUAGUGCUGCCAUGGGAGAACUGAAGGCAAACAUCAAAAAGGGAGAAGACUUUGUAGCCAACAACUGGUCCUAGAGUAUAUCAGCAACAGAGACAACUUGUUUGAAGGGCAGACUGCAAAUUUAUUAUCUAUGAAAGAGGUGCAACAACUCCCAACAACAGUGCUAUACAGUCAUCUAAUGGUGCAAAAUACAGUGCUACAGUAAUACACCGAGGACUCCCAUCAUAUAUAAGAUGUUCCAAGGGGUACAGACCACACACAUACUCUAAUUUUAUUGGAUUUUUUUUUUUCAGAGAUGUUUUUUGAUAUAUUAUACAGAAAUAACACAGACUUGUUAUCCAUACUAGAGAAACAAAUUGAUCGCAUAAAGAUGGCUAAGACCACUAAGUUUAAUGUUGAACACUACUUCGAACAGUUUAUAUGUUAGAUAGGACAUAUUGUGUCUUUUUCAGCAUUUUGUACUACCUUAUGCCAGUGAAAUAGUUUUCCUUGUUUUUGGUUGUUUCCUAACUUUUGAAGUUGUUUAACACCAUGUGUUAGACUGUGUGAUAUUAGGUUCUCGUUUCUACGGGGAAGAGAGAACAGUCAAAAAAUGUUGAGAGAGGAAUUGUUUUAACAUGAUUAGAAUAUAAAACAAAGCUAUGAUGAAGAAGAUUCACUGCUAUGUGAUAAAAUUAAAACAUUUCCAUACUAUGA
Messenger RNA from Ylistrum balloti, 1709 nucleotides. Its product is annotated as malate dehydrogenase, mitochondrial-like. Gene Ontology annotation, biological process: malate metabolic process; tricarboxylic acid cycle. Gene Ontology annotation, cellular component: cytoplasm; mitochondrion. The transcript is spliced from 8 exons. The coding region runs from base 59 to 1087 and encodes 342 amino acids. NCBI's taxonomy places the organism in Eukaryota, Metazoa, Mollusca, Bivalvia, Pectinida, Pectinidae. Gene Ontology annotation, molecular function: L-malate dehydrogenase (NAD+) activity. The record is from RefSeq and is a predicted model, not a curated record.